GUCCUCCCCCCGUUUUCCCUUCUCCGUUUUCUGCCCAUUGACUUUUGACAACCUCGAGGGAAGCGGGGGGCGUCGGAUCUCCGCAUCGCGCUGGUGGUUCCCCCCUUUAUUCCUGCCCCCACCCCACCCUUCCAGCCGCCGCCCCCCCCUUUUUUUGGAAGAUGUUACUUUCCAAGUUCGGAUCCCUCGCUCAUCUCUGCAACCCAACCAGCAUGGACCACUUGCCCGUCAAGAUCCUCCAACCAGUGAAACUGGAGAAGGAGCCGUUCGAUAAAAUCUAUCAAGUGGGCUCCGUGCUGGGCAGCGGGGGAUUUGGCACCGUCUAUGCCGGGAACCGCAUCUCCGAUGGCUUGCCGGUUGCCGUCAAACACGUCAUGAGGGAGAGGGUGACAGAAUGGGGCACAAUUGGUGGAGUUAUGGUGCCCUUAGAGAUCGUUCUGCUCAAGAAAGUGGGGUCCGGCUUCCGUGGGGUCAUCAAGCUGCUGGACUGGUACGAGCGGCCCGACGGCUACUUGAUCAUCAUGGAGCGGCCCGAACUGGUGAAGGACCUCUUUGACUUCAUCACCGAGAAGGGAGCCCUGGAUGAGGAGACGGCCAGGGGCUUCUUCCGACAGGUCCUGGAGGCGGUUCGCCAUUGCUACAGCUGCGGCGUUGUGCACAGAGACAUCAAGGACGAGAACCUGCUGGUGGACCUCAGGACAGGGGAGCUGAAGCUGAUCGAUUUCGGCUCCGGGGCCCUCCUCAAGGACACCGUCUACACGGAUUUCGAUGGGACGCGAGUAUACAGCCCUCCGGAAUGGAUCCGGUACCACCGAUACCAUGGGAGAUCAGCCACUGUGUGGUCUUUGGGCGUCCUCUUAUAUGAUAUGGUCUGCGGCGACAUCCCCUUCGAGCAAGACGAAGAAAUCUUGAGGGGAAGGCUAUACUUCAGGAGAAGAAUUUCGUCUGAAUGCCAACAGCUGAUCAAAUGGUGCCUUUCUCUGAGGCCUUCGGACCGGCCGACCCUCGAGCAGAUCUUCGACCACCCCUGGAUGCACAAGUCGGACGUCGCCAAGUCAGAGGAUUGCGACAUCCGGCUACGGACCAUUGACACGGAUGUUUCCAGCACAAGUUCGAGCAACGAGAGCCUGUGAAAUUGACGAGGACCUUGCGGCGGGAGGGGAGGAGCCACGAGUGGGGAGGGGAGGAGUCCAGAGU
Molecule: messenger RNA, 1197 nt
Organism: Lacerta agilis (Sand lizard)
Lineage: Eukaryota; Metazoa; Chordata; Lepidosauria; Squamata; Lacertidae
Gene: PIM3
Product: Pim-3 proto-oncogene, serine/threonine kinase
Exons: 6
Coding region: 162-1133 (323 amino acids)
Biological process (GO): protein autophosphorylation; negative regulation of apoptotic process; regulation of mitotic cell cycle
Cellular component (GO): cytoplasm
Molecular function (GO): protein serine/threonine kinase activity; ATP binding
Source: RefSeq, a predicted model, not a curated record